UUGUUUGUGGUUAACAUUUUCAUUUGAAACGUAUUUUGGGCGCAUAAAUUCAUUGUAAAAUGUCUUUCGUAAAUUCACAACAAAAUUCUGUGCCAAAAUCACCAUGGAAGAAACCUAAUGAAAUUAUGGCACUUCAUCGAAUGAAAAUCAAAAAAAGAGCUUUGCAGUCACGAUUUAGUAAACCUAAUUCAAUAAAUGAUCAACCAAAAAAUUUUGAUUUAAAAGACGAACAAUACAAUAAGUUUUUGGAUAAAAAGCGAAGAAACCCAUUUACCAGAGAAAAUGAUAGUAAACGUUUUAAAGAAAACAUCAUAUCAACUACCGAAGACGCAUCAAACGACAAUACAUUAUUUAAACUUUUGAAUAUGAGCAUGUCAAAUGAUAUUCAGAAUGUAAAAGUUCCUGAGCAACUACCCAAUAUUGCAAACACGGUUACAGCACUAUCGAAGACGGAAACACAUGAGGAAGAAGUGCCCAAUUUACCAAGUUACAAUUUUAUACCAAUAGAUUGGGCAAUUAAAACAAAAAUGCGUAUAAUAUCAAAGAAUAAGUUUAAAUGGAGUUCAAAAUUACGUACUAGUGAAGAAGCUUCGGGAAUUACUGGAUUUGUACGAUGUUUAGAUACAACAACAUCAGAAUCAUUAGAUACCAGCAUGAGUGCGCGCAGUUAUCAAUGUUGUUUGGUUUGGCAGCAUCCUUCUUUACCUUGGCUACAACUUUUUCCACGAUUAAAUGUUAAAUCAACUUCUAAUGGUCCUAAUUUAGUUGUUACACAACCAUCAGCUGUAAAAGCAUUACAUUCCGAUUGGGUAGAAAGUUUCCGAUCAUUAUUUCAAUUACUUCGAGCAAAGCAAUGUCCAUAUUUUUAUUUUUGUGCAAAUACAUUCACAAUUUUAUUCCGAGCCGCUGGUAUUUGUGGAUUUAGUGAUAUACAUGCUGUAAUCACGCCCACAACACGAGGAUUCCGACAGGCUUUAAAACAAGAAGACAUUGAAUAUACAAUGCCAUUAAAGAAAUCACGGCGUUCAGCUGAUCAUUUUGAAGAUUUAGGAUAUGAUACGUUAGAUUCAACCAUGGACGAUUCAUCACCUACAUCGAAUUCAUCAAUACGUCAAAACGAUCAAGAAAAUAAUGAUUUUAUAGCAGAAGAUGAAGGUGAUGAUGAGGAUGCAGAAAAUGAUCAAUGGUUAAAAAGUUUAGGUGUUGAUAUGACAGAAAUUAAAAAAAUUAAUGAACAACAGGCAAGAAAAAAUCAUACAAUGGAAUGUGUAAUAGAUAGUAGUGACGAAAGUUUAGUUUUUGUUGAAGGAGUUGAAGCACAAGCUUUAUUUAAUUUUCUGUUAAAUUGCAAAAGUGCUAUUAGUACUGUAGGACCCUUAGCAGGAAUUCCACCUACAUUAUUGUCACCAGUAGCAUUUCGUGGUGCAUCACUUCAAUCUUUAAAGGUUCGUGAAAGUAAAGUUACAGCCGAUGAUUCAGAGUACUAUUCAUUAAUUGUGAGUGGACCAAUUUUACCAAAUAAUGUUCAUUCGUUAGCAAAUUUAAUUUCGGCACCAGAGGAUGAAUAUAGUGCCACAUUUGAAAAUAUUAAAAGUACUAGUAGUUUUUCAAAAGUUUAUUCUAAAAAUAAAGGUGAUAAAGAUAGUGCAGAAAAUGAAAAAGUGGAUGGGUCAAAUGUGUUUUUCCAAGAAAAUUUAACAGAUUGUGGCCUAUCUAAAAAAUUACUAAAACAUUUUUGUUCAAAUGAUAAAAAUCAUAUGCAAGUGAUUGAAAGUUUGAAAUUUAAUGGUCAUGAGCAAUUAUAUUAUUGGACUUAA
Chrysoperla carnea is the source of this 1817-nucleotide messenger RNA. RefSeq names its product protein downstream neighbor of son homolog (gene hd). Gene Ontology annotation, biological process: nuclear DNA replication. NCBI's taxonomy places the organism in Eukaryota, Metazoa, Arthropoda, Insecta, Neuroptera, Chrysopidae. Bases 60 to 1817 code for a protein of 585 amino acids. Gene Ontology annotation, cellular component: nucleus. The transcript is spliced from 8 exons. The record is from RefSeq and is a predicted model, not a curated record.